AUGGUGGCCAACGACGGGCGCAUUCAGGGCAAACUCCAGCAGGAGAUCGACGACGCCUGGGCGCACUUUGAGCUCAGCAACGACCCGGACCGGCUGGGGCUGAGCUCUGAGCACCUGCAGGCGAUGCCCUACCUGGAGGCGGUCAUCAAGGAGUCGCUCCGACUGGUGCCGCCCAGCAUGACCAUGGGCCGGUACGCCCGCGAGGACGUCCACCUCGACGACGGGCUGGUCAUUCCGCGGGGCUCCACCGUCAUCAUGCUCAUACAGCGCAUCCACCACGACCCGGCCUUCUUUCCCCAGCCGGAGCGCUUCAUCCCCGAGCGGUGGACCGACCCGGAGGCGCCCCACCUGGCCAACUCCUUCGCCUAUGUGCCCUUUA
Molecule: messenger RNA, 379 nt
Organism: Rhagoletis zephyria (snowberry fruit fly)
Lineage: Eukaryota; Metazoa; Arthropoda; Insecta; Diptera; Tephritidae
Source: RefSeq, a predicted model, not a curated record